Molecule: messenger RNA, 978 nt
Organism: Alternaria arborescens
Lineage: Eukaryota; Fungi; Ascomycota; Dothideomycetes; Pleosporales; Pleosporaceae
Exons: 1
Coding region: 1-978 (325 amino acids)
Source: RefSeq, a predicted model, not a curated record
AUGGAUUCCAUUCAUACCAAAACUCGACAAUGGCAGAAGCCUUUAAUUUGGUCAGCAUGGUUGGCAGUUGUCGUUAUCGCCAUUGCGGGAUCAUAUCUUCACCAGCGUCCGGAGAAAGGAACUCCUCGUUUCGACUUUGACCCGCGCUUCAAACUUCCCUCGCCUCCAGUGGAUACGCCUUACUCAGACAAGGGCAAUUUGAUAGCCAUGGUUCUGACAGGAGUCAGUGGACUUUUCGCAGUCGCAUGCGGUGUCCGUGACGCCCGAAUCACGCGCUCAUUGUUACCGUUGGUCUUGCCUUUGAGUGGUGGCAUGAAUGUACUUUCAGAAACUAUGAUCGAUGUACUAGGAGCUGUUUAUUACCCUUGGCCUGAGAACUACGUUUCGUUCCAUAUUCUAGGACGCGAGAUCGUCCCUUGGAUCCCAAUCUGGUUCGGUUACGCGUCGAUAAUGCAGCUGGGGCUCCAACUGCUGCAUAAGAACGCGACAACUCGGGUGUUAUGGGCAUUUUUUGGAUUGACGAUGAUCUUGGAUCUGGUUCUCGAAGAAAUCUUGCUUCCAUUGGGGAUAUACGACUACUAUGGAAACCAGCCUCUUAUCGUACUGAACAAAUUCCCUUGGUGGUGGAUGGGGCCAAAUGCCGUCGCAGUAUUUUUGCCGACGGCUCUUGCGUAUCGCCUGCGACAUCUUCUGGUCAGCUGGAAAUCUCUCGCAGUAUUCUUCCUUACGCCAAUGUCGGUUUGUGCAGCAUACGGUCUGGUCGCGUUUCCAGCUUGGACUGCCAUCAACGACGAUUAUAGUUGGUUUGUGAGGGACUUUCUCGGUCUUCUAACGUUGCUCCUCGCACCCAUCGUGUUCUGUGGCAUCUUGGAGAUCGUAUUGGGAAGGCACCCGCUCGAUAUGGACGGGACUGGGAACUCUGAUCAGAUACCACCGACUCCGGAAGAAAACAUCAUUACAUAUCGGGAUGACUGCUAG